AGACUUUUUAGAACAAAACUUACACAAUCCAAGAUGGCAGCGCCCAAGAUGAGCCGGAUGAUUUUCUCGGGUACUAGUGCUGCAUUCCCAUAUUUACCGUUUCUGAAGGGUCAUCUUGGUUUACCAACCAGACUGUUUGCAUCAUCCAGCCAUCCCACUGAUCUUCCACCUGAAGGAGAGAUUCCCAUUCCUGAAUGGAAGCAGCCAGAGAAUGAAAGCACAGAGCUGAAACGAGCCAGACUACUGUACCAGAGCCGCAAGAGGGGCAUGUUGGAGAAUGGUCUCUUACUCAGCACGUUUGCAGCGCGCUAUCUGCCUGGGCUGAACGAGUCACAGCUUCAGCAGUAUGACCAGCUGAUCAAUAAACCCAACAAUGACUGGGACAUCUUCCACUGGGUCACAGAACACAAACCCACACCAGAUGAGUUCAGUGGCGAGGUGAUGGACUUACUGAAGAAGCACGUCUCCAACGUCAACAUGGAAUCCCGCAUCAGGCAGCCCGACCUGCCAGAGGAAGAAAUCCGGCAGAUGUGACACUCCUGCUCUACGUCAAAAGAUAAUUGUCAGCAUCUGAUGCCCACAAACCUGACUGGGGAUACUGUAGGCUCAAAUGCAACUGUGGAGUGCCAGUUAUAGCAACGAUAUGUGGAUAGCACAUGUACAUGGUUCUACAGUAAAGAUUGCGGUAACACAAUGUAUUUAUCUCUUUCUUUGAGUAUGUGUGGU
Molecule: messenger RNA, 726 nt
Organism: Acanthaster planci (crown-of-thorns starfish)
Lineage: Eukaryota; Metazoa; Echinodermata; Asteroidea; Valvatida; Acanthasteridae
Gene: sdhaf2
Product: succinate dehydrogenase complex assembly factor 2
Biological process (GO): tricarboxylic acid cycle; mitochondrial electron transport, succinate to ubiquinone; protein-FAD linkage
Cellular component (GO): mitochondrion
Source: RefSeq, a predicted model, not a curated record